AACAAGUCACUCAAGUAAGCAAGAUGCAGUUUGUCAGUGUUCUCCUCAUGGGGCUCCUCGCCGCCACCGCUGUCCUUGCUGGUCCAGGUCCGGCUCCAGCUCGCGCGGAGGGAGACGCUGAGGUGGUGGGGCGCGGGACUAAAAGUGAAGGAAGUGAAGGAAGUGAAGGUGGUAUCCGUACUGGAGACGGCGUGUAUGCUUACAUUCCUGGCCUUCGCGAUUUCGGCAGCCUGAGGAACUUCUUUAACAGAAUCUUCGGCCUGGGCAGACGUGACGAGACCCAGGGAACGAACGAAGGAGACAGCAGCGAGGGAGGAGCCAGCCACGGCGGGGAAAGUGACUCGUCCAACAGGGAGAGCGCACGAGGCCUCCUUGGCUUUGGCGAUCUGUUUGGCUUCAACUCCUUCAUCCCUGUGUUCCGAGCCAAGAAGUACAACGUGACCUACACCAACUCAUCCCUGGAAGUGGUCAAAUACGGCGGCGUGCCCAUGGUGGUGAACAGGACCAUUGAGGAGAGGAAGGCAGAGGACGGCUCGGUUUAUUUCAGCGUGGUCUCGACUCUGGUUGGGCCGUACAACUCCACGGAGGUCGACGAAACUGACGGAGGGUAUACUACUGAGGUCAGCCCCGCUACUGAGGACGACCUCGAGCUAGUGAAAGAGCAGCCUUCCACGAAACUGAAACACACCUCACCAAACGCUGGAUCGUCUCAUGGCUGCGAAACAAGCUGGCGAAACGGGAAAACCGCGAAACGGAGACCUCGAGAACGACCUGACUCACACAACGACGGAAACACGAACACGCUGGAGAAGGAAAAGGAGGAGAAAGAGAGGAGGAGCGACCCACAGGAUGUAAAGUCGGAACCACAAGCGUAUGGUGGGGGGUGGUCAUGCCGCGCAGAGCGCCGUGCUCCACGUGAAGGAGGAGGAGGCCAGCGCCUCUCAUCGGUCGGUCUCUACGGUAUCAACGAGUGUGCUGACCUCCUGGCUGUGUCCAGACCCACUACAUCCAACAACGUAACGUACAAGCUCUUCUGGUCCUACUGGAGUUCUGGGUUUGAGUUGGGCAGUCCAACUGUAGACACCAAGAUCCGCUGGCUGUCUGAGGUUACCCGAACUUUCCAUCUCGACCGCAAUCUGGCUGAGGUCAAGAUGGCAGCAGUUACGUCUCGGUUUGUAUACAUCUCUAGACGCCGUGCGGACAUUGUAGACACUGUGACGAGGGGGGAGCUUUUGUCCCUCUUCCUAUAG
Messenger RNA from Eriocheir sinensis (Chinese mitten crab), 1250 nucleotides. RefSeq lists its product as uncharacterized. Bases 24 to 1250 code for a protein of 408 amino acids. The record is from RefSeq and is a predicted model, not a curated record. NCBI's taxonomy places the organism in Eukaryota, Metazoa, Arthropoda, Malacostraca, Decapoda, Varunidae. The transcript has 7 exons.